Talpa occidentalis (Iberian mole) is the source of this 3303-nucleotide messenger RNA. It is a transcript of the gene CPNE5, whose product is annotated as copine 5. Gene Ontology annotation, biological process: cellular response to calcium ion. Gene Ontology annotation, molecular function: calcium-dependent phospholipid binding. Bases 90 to 1922 code for a protein of 610 amino acids. Lineage: Eukaryota; Metazoa; Chordata; Mammalia; Eulipotyphla; Talpidae. The record is from RefSeq and is a predicted model, not a curated record. Gene Ontology annotation, cellular component: plasma membrane. The transcript is spliced from 22 exons.
UUGGGGGAGAGCCCAGGGUUUCAGUUGCUCCUGUGGAGGCGUGAAUCUCCCAGGGAUUGACUAAUUUGGGGUGGGGGGCGCGGUGGGUGAUGGAGCAGCCUGAGGACAUGGCGUCGCUGAGCGAGUUCGACUCCUUGGCGGGCAGCAUCCCGGCCACCAAAGUGGAGAUCACCGUGUCCUGCAGGAACCUUUUGGACAAAGACAUGUUUUCCAAGUCUGACCCACUGUGUGUCAUGUAUACUCAAGGGAUGGAGAACAAGCAGUGGCGGGAGUUUGGACGCACCGAAGUCAUCGACAACACGCUCAACCCAGACUUCGUGCGCAAGUUCAUCGUGGAUUAUUUCUUUGAGGAGAAGCAGAACCUCCGAUUUGACCUGUACGAUGUUGACUCAAAGAGCCCUGAUUUAUCGAAACACGAUUUCCUGGGCCAGGCCUUCUGCACCCUUGGAGAGAUUGUGGGGUCCCCCGGAAGCCGGCUGGAGAAGCCCCUCACGAUAGGAGCAUUCAGCCUGAAUUCCAGAACGGGCAAACCCAUGCCAGCUGUGUCCAACGGAAGUGGUCUUUGGAUGGAAAGUUUGAGAACCACUGGUCUGGAAGCCUCCGGUGGUGUCCCAGGGAAGAAAUGUGGCACCAUCAUCCUGUCCGCUGAGGAGCUCAGCAACUGUAGGGAUGUGGCCACAAUGCAGUUCUGCGCCAAUAAGCUGGACAAGAAGGAUUUCUUUGGGAAGUCUGACCCCUUCUUGGUGUUCUACAGAAGCAACGAGGACGGAACGUUCACCAUCUGCCACAAAACCGAGGUCAUGAAGAACACCCUAAACCCAGUCUGGCAAACGUUCUCCAUUCCUGUGAGAGCGCUCUGCAAUGGCGACUAUGACCGGACCAUCAAGGUGGAGGUGUAUGACUGGGAUCGAGAUGGCAGCCAUGACUUCAUUGGGGAAUUCACCACCAGCUACCGGGAGCUGGCCCGCGGGCAGAGCCAAUUCAACAUCUACGAGGUGGUAAACCCAAAAAAGAAAAUGAAGAAAAAGAAAUACGUGAAUUCUGGCACAGUCACGCUGCUUUCCUUUGCUGUGGAGUCGGAGUGCACAUUUCUUGACUACAUCAAAGGAGGGACCCAGAUCAACUUCACAGUGGCCAUCGACUUCACCGCCUCCAAUGGGAACCCCUCGCAGUCCACGUCCCUGCACUACAUGAGCCCCUACCAGCUGAACGCCUACGCGCUGGCGCUGACCGCCGUCGGGGAGAUCAUCCAGCACUAUGACAGUGACAAGAUGUUCCCCGCCCUUGGCUUCGGGGCCAAGCUGCCCCCUGAUGGCAGGGUGUCCCACGAGUUCCCGCUGAAUGGCAACCAGGAGAACCCCUCGUGCUGUGGCAUCGAUGGCAUCCUGGAGGCCUACCACCACAGCCUGCGCACCGUACAGCUCUACGGCCCCACCAACUUCGCCCCUGUGGUCACCCAUGUGGCCAGGAACGCGGCCACCGUGCAGGACGGCUCCCAGUACUCCGUGCUGCUCAUCAUCACCGACGGGGUCAUCUCGGACAUGGCGCAGACCAAGGAGGCGAUUGUCAACGCUGCCAAACUCCCCAUGUCCAUCAUCAUCAUCGGCGUGGGCCAGGCAGAGUUCGAUGCCAUGGUGGAACUGGACGGUGAUGACGUGCGGAUCUCCUCCCGGGGCAAGCUGGCUGAGCGGGACAUUGUCCAGUUCGUGCCCUUUAGGGACUACGUGGACCGCACCGGCAACCACGUGCUGAGCAUGGCGCGCCUGGCCCGCGAUGUGCUGGCGGAGAUCCCUGAUCAGCUGGUCUCCUACAUGAAGGCUCAGGGCAUCCGCCCCCGACCUCCGCCAACAGCCCCCGCGAGCUCGCCCCCCCAGUCCCCUGAACGCACACCCCCUGCAUCCCCGCUGCACACGCACAUCUGAGCCAGCAGGUGGCUGGGCCCUGGGGAGGCCUGGAGAAUGGUAGGCAGGAUACCCAGGCUUCCCCCACAACAGUCGGGAGCCCAGCCUUUGGGACAUCUGUGUGCCUGGGAGCCCAGGCAGGGGGCGGGGCUUAUGGAGUCUCCUCCCCAAUUUUCUGGCCUCACUUCCUUUCAAAUCCAGGCUGGGGCAUCUGGGUAGGUGGUGGGAAUGGGGUUCUGGACCCCAGCUUUUCUUUGCCUGUCACUGGGUUCUAGCCCGGCUAGGAAAGUUUUAACAAUCAAGAUGAUUGGGGUCCCCUCAGCCUACCGGGGCAGUCCCUUCUGCUCUCCUGUAGCCCUGAAGCCUGGACUGGCCUCCCUCCUCCCAGUCCCUUUCUCCUAGCAGCUUCCUAUGGUGUCUACUCCUGUACCUGGUAUACUCCUGCCCAGUAUCUCCCCUGUGCCCUGUAUCCAGUGAGCCCCAUGAGGGGUUUGUACAUGAAGUAUGGGACCCCGCCCAGGCAUGGUCCUGUGGGACGAGAGCCCACAGAAUAAUUUCAGGUGGUGAGCCACAAGGGGCAUCUGGGAUGUGAACUGCAGGCCAUGGAUGGGCCAGUAAUGGAGACUUUUCAGGCACAGAGUCCCUUAUGAUGCCUCUCAAGCCCGUGAGGGGGUGCUGGUUCAGACACCCAGAGCCACAGGUCUCUGUGUGAGCCCACAGGCACCUCCACACUUGACUCUGGCUGCAGGCAUCCCACUGCCCCCCAGAGGCUACCCAGAGUCUUUGGUGCCCACACCUCUGCUGCCCAUCUGGGGGUCUGGGCACAGAGUAUCCCAGCUCCGGCACUCCCACGUGCUCCUCUACCCAUGGGGACAGGAGACAGGAGUUCUAGGUUCAGGCCCUGCCUCCACCCCUGCCUGCCGUGGGAACCCCCUGGCCCUCAGUUUCCACAUCUGUAAGGCAAGAGAGUUGAUGAGAUGGGCCCCGCUUUUCCUCUGGCUCUGAUGUCCUGAGGGUCCAUGCAUUCCAAGCCCAGCUUCCCCUUCCCACUCUCGGCCAGGGCAACCCAUCCCCCAGGCCGUCUUGGCUUUCGGGUCAUCCUGUUGCCCCAAAUCUACCCUAACCCUUUAGUCCUGGGUUCUGGAAUCUGAGCCCAAACCCCUGUCUCUGAUGUGGGAAAGGUGAGAAAGGCGACCUCACCCCUGGCCCACCCAGACUCUACCCACUCGGGAGCAGGUCAUGCAUGCCGGUCCCGCCUGCCGCAUGGGGCCCCUCAGCCCACUGCAGACCAGGCCCCACCCAAUCUGCUGCCCAGCACCGCUUCCCUCCCUGUCAUGCAUGAUGGUGGUGUUUCUUUGCUGUCUGGUCUUGUGCCCGUCUCCGAGACAGUCUCCGUGUGGAA